Anarrhichthys ocellatus (wolf-eel) is the source of this 4981-nucleotide messenger RNA. It is a transcript of the gene rmdn2, whose product is annotated as regulator of microtubule dynamics 2. Gene Ontology annotation, cellular component: mitochondrion; spindle microtubule; cytoplasm. Gene Ontology annotation, molecular function: microtubule binding. The transcript has 10 exons. Lineage: Eukaryota; Metazoa; Chordata; Actinopteri; Perciformes; Anarhichadidae. The coding region runs from base 1376 to 2725 and encodes 449 amino acids. The record is from RefSeq and is a predicted model, not a curated record.
GCUCUAAAAUGGUCAAUUUUGUGGUAUUUUAGAAAGAACAUGUUAACGUAACGUCUUGUUGUGAUACUGUAUUGCUGAAACUCAGCAUAUAAUGCGUUUAAACCGUUUAACCUCCGCGAGUAACUUUUCUUUCCGAGUGUUAGCCCAACGUUUGGCGACUUGUAGCUAGCAGCAAGACUUUCGUCAAUGACAGCGAAUUAACAUAUUAACGCGUAAUAAUGACAUUGUGAAGUUAAUAAGCAUGACGCAUGCCUGAGACCCCCGACAGUCCGAACCUCACAACUGUGGUCUGGCUUUAUAGAGCUGCUGUCACUAUCUGACUUCUGGCUAAUACCCUCGCUGUGUGAUUAGUAUGUUGAUUCAAUUAUAUAAGCUAGCUUUAGCUGCUGUUGUCGAUUUUCAAAUAGUUAGUUGGUCUCUUAUCUCUCGUUUAUGAACUUACUUUAGCCUUUCAUCACCAUAGGGCUUGCAUGAAGUUAGCCUUCAGGGCUUUCUGCCAGGAAUCUCCCAAGGUUCAACCAAACUAGUUGGUGAGGUUUAGUAAAAGAUCAUAGUUUAAGUUAAACUACAAGUACUUUAUGUUUUUCCUUCGAGGCAGGGUAAAUGACAGGAGGCACAUUUCGAGGACACACAGAGAGAAUGAUGUCCUAACUUAGAUAAAGACACAAUGUUUUCAUUUUUGGAGAAGCCACACGUUGCUGUGUCAUUGUGCUUCCCACUGAGUCGACAGACUCUUCUUCAUGUAAUAACCUGUUUGUAACCCAAGUGUCUGAAAACAGGGAAGUCUGUAACUUUGUCAGCCACCGAGAGUACAUUGUGUUACUGGGUUAAAAGUGGAAGGUCACUAUCUGCUCAUUUUAAUUACUACAAAUGUAUCAGUUGGUGGUGGUGUCAGUUUACUACAAGUUACAUUUUAAGAUAGUUUCAGUGUUCAUUUUUUACUGUUGUCAUUUCUCAUCUGAUUAUAAUUCAACAGUUAUGGCUACUUAUCAAACAUUACACCAGCACCAUAAUACCUAAGGCUAAAUGUCAAACUGAACACAUACAUAUGCAGACUGGCUAGCUUGUAAAUCAAAUAGUAUCUUCAUAGAACUGAUUAUCAGUUGAUACAGAGUCAAGUAUUAAUAUUAAAUUAAAAAAAAUGUAAAAAUCUGAAACCAGUUGACUCUUUAUUUACACUCACACGACAUUUUAAUAAAUAAAUUGUUUAAGUCAUUUCCCCAGCAAAAAUGCCAAAUAUUUACUUAAUAUGACUUCUCAAAUGUGAGGACUUGCAGCUUUUCAUUGUUCUGUUACUGUUAAUUGCUAUAUUUUUGGGUGUUGUACUGUUGGUCAAAAGAAAAAAAGAAAUUAAUUUAAUUUUGUGGAAAUUGUGAUGGGCACUUUUCACUAUUUUCUGGCAAUUGCCAAAGUAAUCUUUAAACCAAUUCAUUAUAUGAGUCCCACAUUUUCCUUCCUUGUUAUUUCUGUCCGUUCUCCGCAGGCCUGCAGGAUGGCCCAGGCAGACGGCAAGGUGCUAGUUCUGGGAGCGUUGGCUGGAGCGGCUGGCAUCGGUUUGGCUGUGGUGUUCUACCAGGGCUUCAGGUCGAGGCGACGAGGCUCGUGGUCGCGGUGCAACCUCAACCACACUAAUGCACCGGGCUCCGGCGUCAUGGUGGUGGAUGGCCCAGGUCUGCCCUGGGGGUGUCAGGCUGAGGUGCUGGAGCGCCUCGAGGCCCUGAUCCAGUGCGUGUCCGAGCUAAAGGAGGAGAUGAAGUCGCUGAAGAGUGCUCUGCCGACGCUGCAGGACCAAGUCAGGGAGGAGCUGAGGGGACGCGACGAGGUGCGCCGAGCCAGCCCUCUCCACAGGAGCACGCCGACGCGGAGGAAAAGGGCUGCAGGCACCAUCGCUGGGCCCAGAGCUGGUGGGCGGAGCUCAGAGGAAGCAGAGAGUGAGGGAGGGUAUAUGACCGCGCUGACGGACUCCGAGGAAGAAGAGCUAAGCGAUGCGGAGCAGGGGGAGGAAGAACAACCUGCAGACAGGCUGUGUGUCCUCCUCGAGAGGAUCGACGGCAUGCGUCAGGCCACCGAAUCGGACAAAAGGGAAAUUCUCGCCCUCCUUCUGGAGCAGAGAGAGGAGUUCGGACAGAACUCAACCUUUCUUUGGCGGCUAAUCCGGGCUUACUGUGAUGUUCACGACGUCAGCUGCACUCUGGAGGAGAAGAAGACCCAUGCGGAAACUGGGAAGAAGGUCGGCGAGGAGGCGGUGAGCCUGAACCCUACGUGUGCUGAAAGCCAUCAGUGGUAUGCCAUCAUGUGUGGAAUUAUGGCAGAAUACGACACAGUGCAGAACAAGAUAAAGAACGGAUACAUCUUUAAGGAUCAUCUGGAUAAAGCCAUCGAGCUGAAGCCGCAGGACCCCAUGUCCUACUACCUGCUGGGCCGCUGGUGCUACGCUGUGGCUCAGUUGUCGUGGAUUGAGAGGAAAGUCGCUGCAACGUUAUUUGGAGAGCCUCCGAGUGCAACGGUCGAAGAUGCACUGAAGAAUUUUCUAAAGGUUGAGGAGAUCCAGCCAGGAUAUUCCAAAAACAACUAUGUGUUUCUAGCUAAGUGCUACAAAGACCUGGGGCAGAGGGACAAGGCGGGGAAGAUGUGUGAAGCUGCUUCUUCAAUGAACACUGUGACUAAAGAGGAUGAAGAGGCACAGAAGGAGCUGGACUUACUCUGCCCAGCGCUUGGAGUGUGACGACAGUAUGCACAUAGCACAUUCUUUUGGAACAGUAUCUUCCAAGUGCUACUGUGUGUGUGUGUGUGUGUGUGUGUGUGUGUGUGUGUGGGUGGGUGGGUGCGUGUAGAUAUAGGGUAUAUUGAGAGGCCAUCAUGUUAAUUCACUCUGUGAGUGGAUGGAGGUGUACUGUGACACUAAAUCAUCAAUCAGAACCAUCCUAGCUAGUUUAAAAUCAGAUUUGUAUUCUAAUUAUGUUUCUUCUUUAAUAGUGGAAAACAAAUGAUCCACACCUGGUUGUACCAAACCUGUGAGACAAUUGGUUUUCACUUCCUCUACUACUCAAGUCUAUGAGGGGGGUUUUUGUUGAGAUGAUGUGUUGGAGUUAAAUUCAGUGUGAUUGUUAGUGUGUGUUUUUUAUCGAUGUGAUCUUUUGCUCCGAUAGCGAAAGUCUCUCCGGUGGGUCUGAAGGAUACCAAGUUUCCUUGACAACAAAGACCUGUCGCUUUUCUGUGAAUUGACCCACAGGACUCGCUGUUCCAUCCUGUUUUUUGUUGCGUCUCCCAUCCCACAUUCGAAUGGCAAUAACAAAAGCACACCAGACAAUGGCGCACCCCAAACAACGGUCUUGGAAUGCGGUCACGACGGGACGACCUGUCGCCCUCUUCACUCUGCCUCCGCUCAGACCGGCUUCAGUGCUCGCCGGCUCACAUCCACACGCGGACUCUUAUUUAAUCGUGCCGUUAACGCUAACACUGGUAUUUCAUGGCGUCUUUUCUUUUGUUGACUUUGGCAUCUGUCCAUUGAGGACAUUCAUUAUUCAGUUACCACCUGCUACAGUGCAGCUCCUGUGACAGUCAUGUUGCUCUAGUAUGACUGCGGUUAACGAUCCAGCAUGAAGACGAGGUACAGUCUCAGGCAGCCCUGUAGGUUUUUAAUAUGUUUACAGGACCCCUCUGAUACGGACCCCUCUGAUACGGACCCGUCUGAUACGAACCCGUCAACAACCCUCACUGACUUGUUUUACUGGGAACUCUCCGUGGGACUUUUCAGAAGAGAAUAUAUCAGAGUCUGAGGGACUUCCAUUUGCAUGUAUAGAAAGUAAUGAAUCAUUUAAAGACUAUAUAUACAGAACCUUAUUUGUAGCUCAUACUAACGGGUGAUAUGAAGAAUCUGUAGAGGUGUUUUUGGAACAAACUCCCCCUUUUUCAGUCGGUUCCUGUUGCAACCAUUCAGGGAGGUUUCUCUUGCUUUGGGGGGGGCUUCCUGAAUCCUUUUGAUUUUCCACAUUAUAGGUGCAUUAUAGUUCUUAUAUUGUUUUUUAAAUCGGCAUAACCUCGAGCCAUCUGUUUCAUUGUGAACUUUUUCCAAUGCCAGAGAAAGUGGAGAGGCCAUCCACAGUGGCAACGCCCAAACUUGGUAUGCCAAAGUUAGAAAAGCAAAAAAAAAAUGGUUUAAUGUUUAUAGAAGGCUGCGAUUACUCUACAUAUGCAGUACACAGCAGCUAAUUAUCCAGCUCAAGGCUCCAUUAAGGUUUUUGCUCAGGUUUCAAUUGGUGUAAAAAAAAAAAAAACACACACAGGCCACAAUUUGUCAUCCACAAAGUGACAAGAUGCUUCAUCAGCGCACUGAAGAACACGUAACAUAUAUCACAUUAAGGUCACUGGUGAGCAUGUUAAUGGAGUUCUGACUGAGAAAGUGGGGGGCAUGUUUUGGGUUUUGUCGUCUGUGUUUCUCUCUCUAACAGAAAUGUUGGACCAAUGGCUCUCUAGGAAUACUAUAGUAGACGAUGCAGGCACGAUGUGAUGGUGCAUACUGUACGAUUACAUUCCAGGUCGGGUAACUACAAUAUGACCCGAUCUGACAGAUGUAAUGUUUAAACGUUUCCCUUUAUUACCGUCUCAUGCAUUCCUAAUUAUGUUACCAUGGAUAAUGUGAUAAGCGUGAUGCAUUUUAGAGGAGCGUCAUUGUGUGAAACCAUGAGGCGUCAUCUUUGUUUAGUUGGGGUCGCAUUUAGAGAUGGAUUUAGCGUGUGAUUUAUUUUUAAUGUAUGUUAAGGUUACGGGAAUUGAAAUGAAAAUUACAACCAAAAAAAAAAGUUUAUUUGUCACUUUACAGAUUUUUCUACCGGCACUACGAAUGUAUUUGUUUUCCUUCAACUGCCAUUACACGUACACUAUUCCUCAAAUCUCAUACACUACAUGGAGAAUAUACUGUACAAUGUCAUAGGCCGAAUGAUUAAUGGUACAACAGUCUGUAAUAAAAUCUGUGCAAUAC